This is a messenger RNA of Neofelis nebulosa (Clouded leopard), 790 nucleotides long. RefSeq names its product NKG2-A/NKG2-B type II integral membrane protein-like. The record is from RefSeq and is a predicted model, not a curated record. The coding region runs from base 1 to 723 and encodes 240 amino acids. NCBI's taxonomy places the organism in Eukaryota, Metazoa, Chordata, Mammalia, Carnivora, Felidae. Gene Ontology annotation, biological process: positive regulation of natural killer cell mediated cytotoxicity; stimulatory C-type lectin receptor signaling pathway. The transcript has 6 exons.
AUGAACAACCAAGGCGUGACUUAUGUGGAACUCCAUCAUGCCAAGGGCUCAAAAAGACAGCAAGUGCGACCUAAGGGCACCAAAAGUUCCAUUUCAGUAACUGAGGAGGAGAUAGCCUAUGCAGAAGUAAAUCUUCAAAAUGCUUCUCGGGCCCUUCAUGGGAAUGGCAAGAGCUCUCCCUGCAAAGGCAUCCCUUCUCAGCGUUUGCAUUUCUCUUCCUACUACUCACCAUCAUGUCCAGAGAAGCUCAUUGCCGGUAUCUUGGGAAUCCUCGGCCUCGUCUUGAUGUCCACUGUGGUAACAAUAGCUGUUAUUCCCUCUACUGAAGGACCAGAGCAGAACAAAACGUCCCUGGAAACAAAGAUCCAGAAAGAGUGGUUUACGUAUUCCAACAAUUGCUAUUACAUUAGCACUGAGAGAAAAUCAUGGAAGGAGAGUUUGAUGUCCUGUACUUCUAAGAAAUCUAACCUGCCCUACUAUGAUGAUGAAGAGGACAAGUUUUUGUUGAAUUUAUUCUCUGAUACUACAUGGAUUAGAGGCUCCGAUAGAAGCCAUAAUAGUUCAUCUGUGCAGCCAAAAGCCUUAACGUUUUCUUCUGAAGUGUUGUCAGUAUCUUCAGAGAGUGACAAGAAUUGUCCAUAUUUCGAUUUUCGUGCGAAAAAACCUUAUUUUGCACCCUGCUCAGUAAGAAGACCAUAUGUUUGUAAGCACCAGGCAUUUUAGUUACCUCAUUUUGGUAUAAUGUUAUUUCACCAUUUAUAAAGAACACGUCUCUCAUUAUUUCAAAACC